Messenger RNA from Fusarium keratoplasticum, 1749 nucleotides. RefSeq names its product MFS domain-containing protein. The record is from RefSeq and is a predicted model, not a curated record. NCBI's taxonomy places the organism in Eukaryota, Fungi, Ascomycota, Sordariomycetes, Hypocreales, Nectriaceae. Gene Ontology annotation, biological process: transmembrane transport. Gene Ontology annotation, molecular function: transmembrane transporter activity. The transcript is spliced from 2 exons. The coding region runs from base 1 to 1749 and encodes 582 amino acids.
AUGAGGAUCUCGUGGCGCCUGGGCUCGGGGUACGUCGAGUCGGUGGAUGAUUACAUCGGAGUCUUGGUGCCGUUGGAUGAGGCCCAUCUUUUCAGCCAAGCGGCGAAGUCGAAAAAGUCUACCGAGAAUGAAAAGGCUGAGGGCGAACUCGAUGACCUGGAGGCCAAGGAGGAGCGCGAGGGCAUGCUUGGGGGCGAUCCUGGCGAGUACACCAUCGAGGGUCUACGAAAAGAGAUGAGGGAAGGGCGACAAGGACGAUGGACGACGUAUGAGAUCAAAUCAAAACUCAUGAACAAGGCGGUUGGGGAUAUCGGCAUGGGUAGCUACAAUUGGCAGCUAUUUGUGCUCUGCGGCUGCGGAUGGUUUGCCGAUAACCUCUGGAUGCAGGGAGUCUCCCUUACUCUCCCGUCUCUAUCAGCCGAGUUCGGCGUCGACGAAAAGACGGUUCGAUACACGACCAGCGCCCUGUUCGUCGGCCUCUCCAUCGGCAGCUUCUUCUGGGGCAUCGGCUCCGACUUUCUGGGCCGUCGCAUCGCCUUCAACAUGACCCUCCUCAUCACCAGCAUCUUUGGUAUCAUGGCCGCCUACGCCCAGAGCUGGGGUGGCGUCUGCUUCUUCUACGCCGCUCUCGGUUUUGGUGUCGGUGGCAACCUCCCCGUCGACGGCGCCCUGUUCCUCGAGUUCCUCCCCGACGCCUCCAGCGCUCUCCUGACGCUCUUGUCCGUGUGGUGGCCCAUCGGUCAGCUGGCCUCCUCGCUCGUUGCGUGGUACUUUGUCGCCAACUGGCCCGUUGAGCAGGGUUGGAGGUACUUUUUGGUCACCAUUGGCGUCAUCACAUUUGCCAUGUUUGUCGUCCGCUUCUUCAUCUUCCACCUAUUCGAGUCGCCCAAGUUUCUCCUCAACAAGGGCCGACAGCACGAGGCCGUCGCUGUCAUCCACGGACUGGCCUACCGCAAUGGCACAAAGACUUGGCUUACUUCGGACCUGCUCGAUCAAGUUGCCCUUGAGGAUGACGAGGAGGGUAUUCCUCGUGUAACAGAGCAGCGAAGGCCAAAGCAGUCUGCUGCGGAUGCUCUCCGAGAGAAGCUCCGGUCCAUUUCCGGAGAACGUCUGCGCCCCCUGUUCAAGAACAAGACUCUCGGGCUCGCCACGGCGCUCAUCUGGUUCUCCUGGGCCAGUAUCGGCAUGGGCUAUCCUCUCUUCAACGCCUUUCUUCCUCAGUACUUUGCCCGUACACACGCCGACUCGAACGAGGGCUUCCAGUCCGAGACGGACACCAUUUCAGCAGAGACAUAUCGCAACUAUGCUAUAGCCUCCAUCAUGGGCGUCCCCGGCUCUCUACUAGCUGCCUUUCUCGUCGACCACCCAUCCCCCUUCUUCGGCCGUCGGGGAACGCUUGCCAGCUCUACUCUUCUUUCCGCCAUCUUCCUCUUCCUCUUUGUCUUUUAUGGCACGACCUCGACCGCCCAGCUGCUCAUGUCGUGCGUCGAGGCGUUUGCCCAGAACAUCAUGUACGGCGUCCUCUACGCCUUCACGCCCGAAAUCUUCCCUGCCCCUGUCCGCGGCGCUGGUACCGGCGUGGCCAGCUUCCUCAACCGCGUCACCGGCCUCAUGGCGCCUGUCCUUGCGGCUACAGUUCCCGGUGAUGGUGCUACUACGCCCAUCAUCAUGUCAGCUGUCCUGAUCUUGUCAGCCUUUGUUGCCAUUUGCUUGAUCCCUAUCGAGACAAGAGGUGCCCAGCGCCUGUAA